AUGAUGCGAACACAUUUCUCUAGUACAUUACCACAAUAUCUCGUUACAAGAAUGCUAGGUUAUUCAAAAAAAUUACAUCGAGUACCACUCCGAAAUCAGAGCACAAAAGCUACAAAAAAAAAGACUGCUAGUUCAGUGUAUCGUACAAUGAACAUAUUUGAUAGGAAAGCGAAAAUAUUGCAGAGGGAACGGGCUGCACAAAGUGAGGAUUAUCACUUAUCUGAGUACAUAAAGGAGGAGGUGGGAUGGCGGACCGCCGAUCGCAUUUUCGAUAUAAAAAGAACUUUCAACAAUGCUGUAGAACUCGGCGCAGGAAGAGGGUAUGUGUCCCGUCAUUUUCUACCUGACAGUGUGGAGAAGGUCACAUUAUGUGAUUCGUCACAGACACACUUAGAUAAAGCAAUAGUGGGUGACAGUGUAAAGUUUGAUAAGGUUGUAGUGGAUGAAGAGAAUUUUGAAUUUCCUGAUAAUAGUGUGGAUUUGCUUGUUUCCUCAUUGGCGCUGCAUUGGGUCAAUGAUUUACCAGGAUGCUUUGACAAAGUUAUUCAAUGCUUGAAACCGGAUGGGGUAUUCGUUGCCUGCGUGUUCGGUGGUGACACCCUCAUGGAGCUCCGUCAAGCUCUGCAGUUGGCUGAGAGCGAACGAUUGGGUGGAGUGCAUCCUCACAUUUCACCAUUCACCAGGAUACGGGAUAUAGGGGGAUUGCUUAAUGCGGCAGGAUUCACACUUCAGACCGUGGACGUGGACACGAUGACAGUGUGGUAUCCCUCGAUGUGGCACGUAAUGGGCGACCUCCGCGCACUGGGCGAGUCGAACGCGGCGUUUAACCGCCCGCUGCGUUUGCAACGCUCGACUCUAUUCGCUGCAGCUGCCAUCUACGACGAAAUGUAUGGCAAGGAAGUACCGGAACGGGCGUCCAGGGGUGUUCCAGCGACUUUCCAGAUCAUAAACUUCCUCGGCUGGAAACCAGAUCCGACUCAACCCAAACCAAUGGAGAGAGGCACCGGCGAGCUAUCAUUGAAAGAUUUGCACAAAAUAGAUGAGAUUAUAAAGGAUACUAAGAAAAUUGAACUCACUGACGACGAUAAAAAAUAAAUAAAAUGCUGUUUUGAAAUGUAA
Molecule: messenger RNA, 1119 nt
Organism: Pararge aegeria (speckled wood butterfly)
Lineage: Eukaryota; Metazoa; Arthropoda; Insecta; Lepidoptera; Nymphalidae
Product: arginine-hydroxylase NDUFAF5, mitochondrial
Exons: 6
Coding region: 1-1095 (364 amino acids)
Biological process (GO): mitochondrial respiratory chain complex I assembly
Cellular component (GO): mitochondrion
Source: RefSeq, a predicted model, not a curated record